This is a messenger RNA of Hyaloscypha bicolor E, 1271 nucleotides long. RefSeq lists its product as uncharacterized. The coding region runs from base 149 to 1123 and encodes 324 amino acids. The record is from RefSeq and is a predicted model, not a curated record. Lineage: Eukaryota; Fungi; Ascomycota; Leotiomycetes; Helotiales; Hyaloscyphaceae. The transcript is spliced from 5 exons.
CGACACCUCACCUCAACGCUCCUUAUCCUUUCUCGCUUCCGCCCCGACCCUGCGACUUAAUCUGACCUCUGGACCCUCGUGCAGCACACACCACGCAGCACGAAGCUGACAGAACUUUCGUGUCUGCAACAAACAAAACAGUUUCAGAAUGGAAGAAGAUUUGCGAAAGACUAUCAUUAUGGUGGCUGUGUGCGGGUUCUGCAGCGCUUUGCUCAUGCUAGCUCGCCUCGCAAUGCGCAAGGUCAGACGGCAGGGGUUCAACCUGAGUGACUACCUCACCAUGGUAGCAUUGGCUUGCCUCGCCUCUCGUACUGCAUUCACCACGGUCGUUGUUCUGUGGGGAAACAACAAUUUGACGGCUGCAGAUCGAGCUUCGAAAUUGUUUACUGCAGUAGAAAUCUACCAGCGUGAGGUUGGAAGUAAAUUGACUCUUGUUAACAGGAUCACUUACAAUACCUAUAUUUGGAUACAGAAGGCUGUCGUGCUACUUCUCUAUCGACGGAUGUUGGAUGGCCUUCCACAACCCCAUCAUAUCAUGAACUUCUACUGGGCUUUUCUUGCUGUAACAUAUGUUGUGGUACAAUCAGUCACAUUCGUGGAAUGCCAUCCUUUCUACCUUUAUUGGCAAGUAGUGCCACCUCCCGGCAAAUGCCAGCAGGCACUCGUUCAGUUGAUCGUGUUUGUUACUCUGAACAUCGUGACUGAUAUUCUACUCAUCAUUCUCCCCAUGCCAUGGCUUAUCAGAAUGAAGAUAUCUCUCAAGAGGCGUCUCUCACUUGUAGGACUUUUUUCGAUUGGCUUUCUACUUAUAGCCGUUGCUAUUGCUCGUCUCCCAAUAUACGGAAAUGGAACGAGCCAGGUCAACCGUAAUACCUGGGGUUCUGUUGAGGAAUUUGCUGCAGCUUUCGUCGCAAAUGUGCCUACACUUUUCGCCCUUCGCCACCAACCAGCCACAGUUGACAACACAUCGUUUCACAACAACCGCCAUUCGGAGAUGGCAGGAUUUAGGAAUAUAUCAGAAGAAGGGAUCACGGUCACUCAUUGUAUUGAACUCCGGCGCGACACGAUUGGAAACUCGAAGGAUCCAGAAGGCUUAGAGGUCGUGUGUGUUGAGCAAGUUUGAAAGUAAUUAUUUAGUUCAUAAUAUACAUUCCGCUUAUCGAGUGGUAAUUUGUCACAUGUUUGUCAUUAACUAUUUGGAAAUGUAAUUGACAGUCUUAAAACCCAUACUGACACAAAAUGGUAUUGCAUAUCACGUAAAUGAAGUUGAC